UUGAAGCCUUUAUUUAUUGCAAUAUCGUACAUGAACGCAAAGGUGUAAUGGAUAAAUAUUGUCGGUAUCAUUUGAUAUUUGGUUUCACUCUCUUUGGCUGCAUCUGUGCAGCCAGGUACCAGUAUGGGGCGAUAUCAUUGGUCGGGCCAGCUUUUGUGAACAGGGAGGUUACACUGAAAGCAACACCAUUCUACCCUUGGAGAUGUCAGAUAGAAUGGAAGUACAAAAUGGACGGGGGCACAACAUUCCAAACAAUGAACGGACCAAAUAUUAAAAGUUAUUUGGAAGAUGGGUCGUUCUUUUUAACAUGGACGGCUUCAAUUGAAUACAACAGAUCUGUCUUCUACGCCGGAUGUUCAACAAACACGACAAUUAGAACACACAUGGUUUCUAUAGAUAUGACAGGGCUGGGACACUAUUAUUUACAGCGCAAAACAUACAAUAAAAGAACAUGGAAGAAAAACCAUCACAAGAUACAGCUACGAAAACGUUCUUACAUAGAGGGAAGCGAUUCUGUGCGACCGAGUUAUCCAGUCCUCGGUCGAAAAUAUCCUGACUUCAACACAACGAAAUGCAUUUAUGUGUAUAAAGGUUCCGACUUUUAUUGCAAAACUGAAAACGGAACAGAACCCCAAAGGGAUCAAAGGGUUGUACCGAAUCAAUAA
Molecule: messenger RNA, 665 nt
Organism: Mya arenaria
Lineage: Eukaryota; Metazoa; Mollusca; Bivalvia; Myida; Myidae
Exons: 5
Coding region: 48-665 (205 amino acids)
Source: RefSeq, a predicted model, not a curated record